Messenger RNA from Choloepus didactylus (southern two-toed sloth), 3981 nucleotides. RefSeq names its product DnaJ heat shock protein family (Hsp40) member C14 (gene DNAJC14). The record is from RefSeq and is a predicted model, not a curated record. The transcript has 7 exons. Gene Ontology annotation, molecular function: dopamine receptor binding. The coding region runs from base 1094 to 3205 and encodes 703 amino acids. NCBI's taxonomy places the organism in Eukaryota, Metazoa, Chordata, Mammalia, Pilosa, Megalonychidae.
CGGGGAAGGGACUAUUACUGGUCUAGGGGCGGCAGGGGGCUUAUUGGUGGAAAAACCUGCGGGCUAUGGAAGGGGCACUAACAGGAGCGGUGUAAGAAGCUAGAGGCUUGUGUUACACGAGUGGACAGAAGGCGAGGGGACCCAACAGGGUCUGAGUGGGGCGGGGGCACGAGUCGACGUCGACCGAACGGAGCGGUAUGCAAAAGAGAUGCAAAGCAGCAUGCAGAUGAGUGCGGUGUUGUCUGGUUCUCGGCUCAGACUCUAAACCCAGCGGAGCUACGCCCCCAGUAUCCUCGCUUCGCUUGCUGACGGGGCCUGGGAGCUGCGUCCAGAAGGGCGGAUCUGGGCCGUGGGAGCUGCAGUUAUAAGACAGCUGGGUUAGGCGCUGGGAAGACACAAGGGUUGCCAGGAAAGGAGGCGCAGCGCCGGGGAGCCAGGGCAGAGGCUGGCCGGGGACACUUUCCCCUUCGCCUCGGCAGGAUUCAAACGGCCUCUGACCUCGGCUGCGGCCUACAGGAAAGGGAUUAGGGUGGUGGCUCCUUUGCGCUUCCCGGUUUUGUCUGCAAGGGAAACAGACUGUGGCUCGGUGGCUCUCCUCCGUCUCCCAGUCUCGACAGAGUCCAGGAAUACAGCCAGACGAACCCUGAGAAUUUGCCCCCAUCCGCCAGCUUUGCUGCAGCUCCCACUAGCCACACUUCCAGCGGCGAAACCAGCCAGAUUCCCAAUUUAGCGCGCCGAGGGCAGCCGCAGAGGACCCUUUAAGGGGCGGGCCCAGUACUUCCCCAGGACCGCCUCCUCUGAUUUGACUCAGGGUUUGCGGGAUUGGCUCGCGCCUCGGCCAACCGCUUUUUCUUUUCCUUCCCGUCUCUUCCCUGGUGACCCCGGAAGUGGAAGUAGGCGCUGGUCGGCAGCCGCGGCGGGGACGGAAGGCGGAAGCAGAGCGUGAACGGGAGGCGGAGCCGGGGGAGCUGCUCUCGUAGCUCCCCCUGGCCCCAGGCCUAGCUCCCCGAGGGGGGAGGAGUCACCGCCGCUUUUGGGCAUCAGAACUUACCAUGAUGGCUGUGACCUAAAACCUUCAGAAAGCCCCGGGGUCAUGGCCCAGAAGCACCCCGGAGGAAGAGGGUUGUGUGGAGCCCACCACGGUGGUGGUGCAUCCUUCAGGACUUUAGGAUCCUCCGUGGAUCCUGAUAUACUUUCAUUCUCAGGACUCAGGGACUCAGCGGGGACAGCUCUUAAUGGUACCCGUUGCCUCACGGAGCACUCCGAUCCUAGGUACACACAGCCCCCAAACCCAGCUCACUGGUCGGAUCCAAGCCAUGGCCCUCCAAGGGGUCCAGGACCCCCCAGGGAUGGAGAAGAUCCUGAUCAGAGUGAGGCAUCUUCAGAAGAGUCAGGAGUGGACCAGGAACUCCCAAAAGAGAAUGAGAUUGGGUACCAGGAGGAUGGGAACCCUUCUUUUCUUUCCAUUCCACUUGCUUGCAACUGCCAGGGAACCACUGGAAUCCCUGAAGGGCCUUAUUCUGAGGGAGGAGAUAGCCCUUCUAGCAACUUUUGCCACCACUGUACUUCUCCAGCCUUGGGAGAUGAAGAGUUGGAAGAGGAAUAUGACGAUGAGGAACCUCUUAAGUUCCCCAGUGAUUUUUCACGUGUGCCCAGUGGAAAGAAACCACCACCCCGGAGACAGCGGCACCGCUUUCCAACCAAGGAAGAUACCCGAGAGGGUGGACGCAGGGAUCCCCGGUCCCCUGGUCGACAUCGGCUGGGCCGGAAACGAAGUCAGGCAGAUAGACGCAGAGGACUGGGAUUGUGGGGAGCAGAAGAACUAUGUCAGCUUGGACAGGCAGGCUUCUGGUGGCUGAUUGAACUGCUGGUAUUGGUGGGAGAGUAUGUGGAAACUUGUGGGCAUCUCAUCUAUGCAUGCAGGCAGUUGAAAGGCAGUGAUCUGGACCUUUUUCGAGUCUGGGUGGGAGUUUGGGCUGGACGACUGGGUACCUGGGCCCAGGUGAUGUUCCAGUUGCUAAGCCAGGGGUUUUGCUGUGGGGCAGGGCUGUUCACCCGUUUUCUUAGGCUAUUGGGUGCUUUGCUGCUCCUGGCCCUGGCCCUCUUGUUGGGCUGUCUACAAUUGGGUUGGCGGUUUCUGGUGGGACUGGGCAACUGGUUAGGCUGGAGGGGUAAGGCCACCUGGCUCUUAUCUUGGCUAGAUUCUCCUGCCUUGCAGCGUUGCCUGACUCUGCUGAGAGAUAGCAGGCUAUGGCAGCAGCUGGUAAGAAUUGUUCAUUGGGGUUGGCUGGAGUUGCCUUGGGUCAAGCAGAGGACCCACAGGCAGGGGAAUGCACCUGGAGCUAGUGGGCGCUAUUGCCAGCCUGAACAGGAAGUGGCUCGACUCUUGACUAUGGCUGGAGUUCCUGAGGAUGAACUAAACCCUUUCCAUGUGCUGGGAGUUGAAGCCACAGCAUCAGAUGUUGAACUGAAGAAGGCCUAUAGGCAGCUGGCAGUGAUGGUCCAUCCUGACAAAAAUCAUCAUCCCCGGGCUGAGGAGGCCUUCAAAGUUUUGCGGGCAGCCUGGGACAUUGUCAGCAACCCUGAAAGGCGAAAAGAAUAUGAAAUGAAACGAAUGGCAGAGAAUGAGCUGAGCCGGUCAGUGAACGAGUUUCUAUCCAAACUGCAAGAUGACCUCAAAGAGGCAAUGAAUACUAUGAUGUGCAGCCGAUGUCAGGGAAAGCAUAGGAGGUUUGAAAUGGACCGAGAACCUAAGAGUGCCAGAUACUGCGCUGAGUGUAAUAGGCUGCAUCCUGCAGAGGAAGGAGACUUUUGGGCAGAGUCAAGCAUGUUGGGCCUGAAGAUCACCUACUUUGCACUGAUGGAUGGAAAGGUGUAUGAUAUUACAGAGUGGGCUGGAUGCCAGCGUGUGGGAAUCUCCCCAGAUACCCAUAGAGUCCCCUAUCACAUCUCAUUUGGCUCUCGGAUCCCAGGCACCAGUGGGCGUCAGAGAGCCACCCCAGAUGCCCCUCCUCCUGCUGACCUUCAGGAUUUCUUGAGCCGGAUCUUUCAAGUACCACCAGGCCAAAUGUCCAAUGGGAACUUCUUUGCAGCUCCUCAGCCUGGCCCUGGGGCCACUGCUGCCUCCAAGCCUAACAGCACAGUACCCAAGGGAGAAGCUAAACCGAAGCGGCGGAAGAAAGUGAGGAGGCCCUUCCAACGCUGAGACCCGUUCUCUUCUAUCCUUAAAUCAAUGUCAGGGAGUCAAAGGGCUGUGUACAGCACAGGAUGGAGUUUGAUUUGUUUAUUUUUAAAUAUUUAACAAAGGGAAAAUUUUAAGCUCAAAUUGUUCACUCAGUACUUCUAGAAGCCCCUGAACCACUUUUUCUCCUUCCCCCGCACCCAGGAACUGAAUCUUAUCUUCUGACAAUACCAAAGAAAUAGGAGGUGGCUAGAACAAAGUAUCUAGGGCCUGGAACCUGGGCUGGACAAUAUAUCCCAUAGUAGUGUGGGAACUGGGUAUUUCCUUGGGGUCUGUAUGCCUUUGUCCUGUCUUUUGCUUUUAGAGCAGAUGACUCCCCACCCCCCCUCUUUUAAAACUGAGUCUCUUAUUUCUUGAACCAUUUCAAGAGCAAAUCCCUCUGCCCCCUUAUCCCUGGUCUAGACUAGUUAAAAGACCAGAAAAAGAAAGCAAUUGGCCCAACUUAUAGGAGAUGUAUAGCGUUCAGAGAGAACUCUGAAUUCUUCCAUCCACGGACUUUGAUCUUGUGGGUCAUCACGCAACUACAGGCUUGUUGCUGCAGGGAUGGCCAAAAUUAAUAAUUUUUAAAAAGCAGACUUAUGCCCUUUGCCCUUGGGUGAGGGGAAAGAAUAAGGGGGUCCCCAGCAGCUCUCAUACGAUCCAAGGGUUUGUAUUUUUUUAAGUUUGUUCAUAUUUUUAUGUACAUAUCUAUUUAAAGCCAGGGGAUUAUCUUUCUAUAAACAUAUAACUGGCAAUCUGUA